AUGGCUAAGAGAGGACGCGGUGGUGCCUCGGGCAACAAGCUCAAGAUGACUCUCGGUCUCCCAGUCGGCGCUGUCAUGAAUUGCUGCGACAACUCCGGCGCACGAAAUCUCUACAUCAUCUCCGUCAAAGGCAUCGGUGCCCGUCUCAAUCGUCUUCCCGCUGCUGGUGUUGGUGACAUGGUGAUGGCUACAGUCAAGAAAGGAAAGCCUGAGCUGCGAAAGAAGGUCAUGCCGGCUGUGGUGGUACGGCAGAGCAAGCCGUGGAGGAGGGCGGAUGGCGUCUAUCUGUACUUCGAGGAUAAUGCUGGUGUGAUUGUCAAUCCAAAAGGUGAAAUGAAGGGGUCGGCUAUCACAGGUCCCGUAGGAAAGGAGGCGGCAGAGCUGUGGCCGCGUAUUGCAAGCAAUUCGGGUGUCGUGAUCUUCCCGACUCCACCCGCCCAACAGGACGCCCAGACCUCCAAUAGCUACAUCGCAGGCCAAGUCCCACCUUUCCGUCUCCUUGUACUCGGAGACCCCCAGUUAGAGGGUGACUCGUCCCUCCACGAAACCACCAAUGGCUCCUUUCCCAGUCUCGAGAAUGUCUGGUCAGACAUAAAGACCGGCAGAACCCGAGAGGAGCGGUCGGACAUAUUCCUGGCACACUGGCGAGAUCUUAUCUACACGGACAUACCGCGCCUUUUCCAGUCCUACCGCAAGCGAUUAGACCUCUUCGGCAAUGACUACUACCUCGCCCACAUCUACCGCUCGCUGCACUGGUCUACGCACCCGACACACGUCGCUGUGCUGGGAGACUUGAUUGGGAGUCAAUGGGUCACUGAUGAGGAAUUCGAGCGACGGGGGACGCGAUAUUGGAAGAGGGUGUUCAAUGGUGGCACCAGGGUUGAGGACGAGCUCACCGACAAAGUUCGUACUGAGAUCAUCGGUCUGGAUGAGAAAUGGGUGAAUAGGGUCAUCAAUGUGGCUGGAAACCAUGACAUCGGAUACGCUGGUGAUAUCACUUCGGACAGGCUUCAAAGAUUUGAGAGGGUCUUUGGCAAGGCGAACUGGGAGACAAGAUUGAGGCUGCCUUUUCCUGAGGAGGAAGGUCAGGAAGUACCUGAGUUGAGGCUCAUUGUGCUCAAUUCGCUGAACCUCGACCCGCCAGCGCUCGACUCAAGUAUUCAAGCCGACACCUAUAAGUUCAUGAACGACGUCAUCUCGUCUUCGCGGCCUGUCGAGGACAAGACCAGCGGGACCAUCCUACUCACCCAUCUACCGCUCUACAAAGAAGCUGGCGUGUGCGUGGACGGGCCUUACUUCACCUAUCACCAGGAACAGUACGGUGCUGGGGUCAAGGAGCAAAAUCAUCUCAGCUACGAUGCAAGUAUGAACAUACUGGAGGGAAUCUACGGCAUGAGUGGGAACCUAGAAGCUCCUGGCAAUGGCUUUGGCAGAAAGGGCAUAAUAUUGACCGGCCACGAUCACGAAGGCUGCGGCGUCUACCAUUACCUACCUGAGCAUGAGGAUUUCGCGUCGAGAGCUUGGGCUGCGGAAGAUUGGAACACGACAAGCUUUUCUCGACACGGUGCCGUUCCAGGUAUCCCUGAAAUUACGGUCCGAAGCAUGAUGGGCGACUUUGGUGGAAAUGCUGGCUUGCUGAGCGCCUGGUUCGACCCCAACGUCAAAGAAUGGAAGUUUCAGUACUCGACAUGCGCUUUGGGAUCACAGCAUAUUUGGUGGGCAGUGCAUGUCUUGGAUAUGAUUACUGUUGUGUAUUUGGGUAUCGUGGGCUGGAGACUAUAUGUACAAAACGGCAUCGUUGGAUGGAGCCUAUACACAGCUCGAGAGAAUGGGGAUGCUAAGGAGAAGACGCUAUUGAACGUCACCAUCAUCCCUGUGGGCCUGUGUAUAAAGUUGAUCUGGCGGCGCCACAACCUCCAGUAA
Letharia lupina is the source of this 1923-nucleotide messenger RNA. RefSeq lists its product as uncharacterized. The transcript is spliced from 8 exons. The record is from RefSeq and is a predicted model, not a curated record. Bases 1 to 1923 code for a protein of 640 amino acids. Gene Ontology annotation, molecular function: structural constituent of ribosome. Lineage: Eukaryota; Fungi; Ascomycota; Lecanoromycetes; Lecanorales; Parmeliaceae. Gene Ontology annotation, cellular component: ribosome; endoplasmic reticulum. Gene Ontology annotation, biological process: GPI anchor biosynthetic process; translation.